Molecule: messenger RNA, 378 nt
Organism: Penicillium antarcticum
Lineage: Eukaryota; Fungi; Ascomycota; Eurotiomycetes; Eurotiales; Aspergillaceae
Exons: 3
Coding region: 1-378 (125 amino acids)
Source: RefSeq, a predicted model, not a curated record
AUGGCUCCCACCAACAUCGUCCUCAUGAACAUGAACAUGUCUCUUUCCGCCCGCUCUCGUCCGGACAACUACGACAACCCCAAAAGAGAAGAACUCCUCGGCCGGUAUCUUUUCGGCUGGGCGCUGGUUGCUCUUGUUAUUGUCUUUCUAGCAGUGGUAUUUGCAAAAUACAAGAAAAAGCUCACGCCCAAAUUACACAAAUGUAAGGAGAAUCUGGAGUUUCUGGGAGACAAGAUGCCGUGGACGUCUCUGAGGGGCUCCAAGUCGGCUUAUGUGGCUAAUCACCACAUCGUGGAGGUUUUGGAGGUGGAUCGCAUUACUGCGGAUCUUAUUCCUGAGUACCUCAAGAAGACUGCUGCCGUCAUGGGGUGUAUUUAG